AAUAAAUGUGUAUAUUUAUAUAAGAUUUUAAGUGUUAACUAAUGGCUUUGUUAAUUACGUAAUCAGAUAAAUUCUAAUUCCUAAAGCGCAAGUCUGAGAUUGAGCGGAGAGUGUAACAUUAUGAAAUGUUGAAAGGUUUUGUUUUGUGCAUGAAGUAAAAGUAGCAGUGAGACUGUGAAUAUAAAGAUUUCUUUGACGAUGUGCCCAUUCCCUACAUAUUCAUUAACAAUUAAAUAACGUGUUUAAUGAUUUGUUUCACUUGCCUCCUAAAUUUCGGAUCUUUUUAAUGUCUUUUAUCACAUCUAAACAUGUCCAAUUGCAAUUUACCAUGAUGGGUCGAAUCGAGUGUCUUUGAAUCUCUUGAAAGAGAAUGACAAUAAUUUAUGGUUGUUGUUGGUCGUCGUCUGCUAUUGCCAACGGGCACUUAGAGAUAAACAAUCGAUUGAGAAAUUUAUAUCAUUGACGAGCAAUAAGAAUAGAAAAAAAUCUGCCAUUCGACUUUGAGAUUCGACGAGAGGUUGCAUCUUUUGCAAAUGACUCUCAUUUUCGUAACAGUUUAACAGCAAAUGUCUAGCAAAACAAACAGUUGAUAAAAAAUGUGCCUUUGCGAUAAGUAAUAAACGUACAAUUUAUUGCAAAACAUGAACAAUUUGGCAAAUAAACAUACUAAUUUUAACCAGAUCUUGACCAUACUUUUAGCAUGUUUGGUGGGAUUGACUGGAGGAGCUUUGUUCGCGUGGCCUUCACCUUCGAUCCCACGACUGUUGGAUGGAUCUCACGUUAUCCAUGUGUCUCUGGAAGAAGCUUCGUACCUGACAGUUUUGCCGCCCAUAGCUGCUGUUCUAUCGUCAUUUAUAGUUGCUCGUUUAGUUGAUAAGAUUGGAAGAAAACCAAUGUUAAUGUUUAUAUCGGUGCCGCAUAUGCUUGCUUUUGCAUUGAUAGCAUUUGGAAACUCGAUUUGGCUGUUCUACUUAUCGAGAUUGAUGUCAGGGAUUGGAGAUGCCGGAGUUUAUGCGGUAUUGCCGAUGUACGUGGGUGAAGUGGCGACUCCAAAAGUCAGAGGUAGCUGGGGUAAUGCCAUGGCCUUCUGUAUAUUCUUAGGAUCAUUCCUUAUGAAUGUUAUAGGAGCCUACUUCUCCAUCACAGUCACAGCUUUAAUAUUAGGCAUUGUACCGGUGGCUUUCUUAGUUGUGUUUUGUUUUAUGCCGGAAACGCCAUACUUUUACAUAAUGAAAGAUAAACACGAGGAAGCAAAACUUGCAUUGCAAUGGCUCAGGCAGAAGGAAGAUGUGGACGAAGAGUUUACAGAAAUGUUGCAUGCCACAAAAAAACAGUUGACUGAGCCGAGCAAACUGAAAGAUCUAUUCAUUGUGAAGGCUAAUAGAAAUGCGAUAGUUGCCGGAGGUGUCUCAAGAUUUACUCAACAAUUUUCAGGCAUUGCUGCUUUCACCGUCUAUUCCCAAUACAUUUUCCAAGUAGCAGGCGGGUUUCCAGCGCAAACUGCUGCAAUUCUAUGUUCAGCAGUUAUGACCCUCUUCAGUUUCCUCGCUUCUUUCCUGUUGGAUAAGCUGGGCAGACGGAAAGCGAUGUUUUUAUCUGCAAUCGGAUGUAACCUUAUAUUAAUUAUGAUGGCAAUUUUCUUCUACUUGAACAUGGAAACGAACGUGGACAUGUCCAAGAUGAUGUGGUUCCCUAUCGGUGGAAUGAUCCUUUUCAUUAUUAUAUUUUCCUUAGGUUUGGGCAUGGUUCCAACCUUAAUGUUAGGUGAACUGUUCUCUUCGUCGGUAAAAGGAAACGCCCUCGCCAUCAUGAACAUUCUGUAUGGAAUCUGCGUAGCCACCAGCACGAAGAUCUUUCAAUCAUUACUCUCGGCUUUCGGCCUCUGGAGUCCGUUUGUAUUUUAUUCGGUGUGCAAUUUAGUUGGUAUAAUUGGGUGUUACUUCAUAUUACCCGAAACCAAAGGAAAAACGCUUGACGAAAUCCAGAUGUCCAUGCAAGGAAAGAAAAGGGAGAAAAGGGAAAUUAUCAAAGAUUGUGUCACUCAUAUAUAAUUAUUUACUUAUUCUUUUUAAAAUAGAAAAAGUUUAGAAACUUUGCACCGAAAUAAAUGUUCCUAGAUUGAUUUCUUGCUUCAAUUUCAUGAAUUAGAUUAUAUGUUAUAAUAAAUAUGUAUUUUUUUUUUAAUUUAAAACAUUAACCAAUGUCUCUGAUAAAUAUUUAGUUUUUUUUCCUGACGAACAAGCGAAGAGUGUCACAUUAUGAGAUGUAGGAAGGUUUUUAUUCUUUAUUUUUUUUUUUUUUUGCAUGAAUGAAUAGUUGAAAGGUUUUUGGGGGUGGUAAAGAUUUUACCUUUAGCUUCGAGUUUUCUCUUUGCUUUUCAGUGCCGGAGGGAAUUACAAAAUUGUAAAUGGAGUGAGCGAGACCGAGAGUUUGGUUUAUAGAUUCGCAUUCGGAGUCUGGCCAUUUAAAAUGCAUGAAUAUUCAUGCAAAAUAAAACGGAAUUAUGGAAUGGAGGGAGUGGGAGAGGGAAAGAGAGAGAGAGGAAACGAAUGAAA
Nicrophorus vespilloides is the source of this 2555-nucleotide messenger RNA. Its product is annotated as facilitated trehalose transporter Tret1-like. The transcript is spliced from 3 exons. Gene Ontology annotation, cellular component: membrane. The record is from RefSeq and is a predicted model, not a curated record. The coding region runs from base 642 to 2051 and encodes 469 amino acids. Gene Ontology annotation, molecular function: transmembrane transporter activity. NCBI's taxonomy places the organism in Eukaryota, Metazoa, Arthropoda, Insecta, Coleoptera, Silphidae. Gene Ontology annotation, biological process: transmembrane transport.